This is a messenger RNA of Setaria italica (foxtail millet), 1022 nucleotides long. RefSeq lists its product as uncharacterized. The coding region runs from base 229 to 684 and encodes 151 amino acids. The record is from RefSeq and is a predicted model, not a curated record. The transcript has a single exon. Lineage: Eukaryota; Viridiplantae; Streptophyta; Magnoliopsida; Poales; Poaceae.
GUUAAUGUACUUCACUUAAACAUUGCCUACGCUGUUGCCCUGUUGGCUGUACCUGAACAUCGAUCCAUCUGAAUUUCUGAAAUGAGUUCUUCUUCGGACAUUCGCAAAGUUUACAAAUGUUUGCAAAAACUCGUUUUUCAUUAAAAUUUUCACCCCAGGACCAACCAAUCACGUCAAGAGUCAAGAAUCUACACCUAUGCCUAAAUCUAACACACCAACAAGAGGGAAAUGGAGAAGGAAAUCAAAAGAGAAAUAAUUCGAUCGCCUGCUUUUUAUUGCAAAUUUUCUUGCAGCGUCGUCGCACUGCUGCUGCUGCUGCUGCUUUCACGGCUCCGGCUCACGGCGCCGGCGUCGUCGUCCGCUCCGACCCGCGGCUGCGAGCUGGUCUGCUCCGCGCAGCCGCUGUCGUCCUGCACCGGCGCCUUCUUCUCCUCUCCCGAGCCGGAGCCACCGCACGAGCCCGGCGCCGUUGGCACGGCUCCUAGCUCCACGACGGCUCGGCUGGCCGCCGGCAUGGCGAGGAAGGUCGGCAUCUCCUCGCCGGCCAUGAUGACCACCACGUGCUCCUGGAACCCCGCCGCCGGCCUGGCCGCGCCGGCCGCCGAUCCCUUCUCCCCGUCGGCGCCGGCCUCCCCGGCCCGCCGGUCGCGGUCGGCGUCGAGGUACCCGGACAGCUUCCAGUAGGAGCAGGCCAGGAUGAGCAGCGCGAAGGCGAUGAGCCCCAGCAUCGCCGCCAGCCCGCCGAAGAGGUACGGCACCGGCGACUGCCACGGGGAGUGCGGCGCCGUCCCGUUCGCCCCCGGCGCCGCCGUCGGCGCGCCGUGGCUCAUGGUGGGGAACUCUGCUCCUGGCCUCAUGGUUGCUUGAGUUCUUCUCUUGCAGUUCGUUAUGUGAGAGAGGACAGAGGAGAGAUCAGGGGAGUUCUUGUUCUUGCAGGUGGUGUGGGAUGGUGAGAGGGAGUGGGAGCUAUUUAUACACAGGCUGGAGAUCACAUAGGUGUGCGCAAAUGCUUGUGAAGUGUG